ACCACUUACUAAUCAUUUUCUUUUUCAUACAGUUUUGUCUGACUGACAGAGGAAACUCCCACAAAUAAGAGGAAUCUUUUCUGCUUCUAUCACCAGUCAAUUCACCUCUCAUCAUGGCUAUAGUCCUCCACUUCAACCCUCUGCUGUGGACACGGCUGGCAGCCCUGGCUUUCUCCUGUGUGGCAUUCUCUGUGGCCGUGCAUGGUGCCAGGACCAUCCCCGGCACUGGAGACUGGUGCAUCUUCUGCUGGGGCUUCAGCUUUGCCAGCACUCUGCUCGUGAUUCUGGUGGAGCUCUUCGGCCUGCAGAUGAAAGUCCCUGUUUCCUGGAAGAACCUCCCUAUCACCUUUGCCUGCUACGCUGCCCUACUCUGUUUGUCCGCCUCUAUCAUCUUCCCACUCUACUUCCUCAAAGGUUCCAUGGGCCCCAGUACGAUCCGUGACUACAGCAUCAUGGCAGCCGUCUUCUCCUGCUUGGCUACCGUUGCUUACAUAAGUGAGGUGAGCAUCAGCAAGGCGCGUCCGGGCGAGGUGGUCGGCUACAUGGCCACAGGACCUGGACUAUUGAAAGUCUGUGAGACCUUCGUGGCCUGCAUCAUCUUCGUCUUUGUGACUGAUCCUGUGUUGUACAACGAUCACAAUGCACUGAAGUACUGCAUGGCUGUCUACUGCAUCUGCUUCAUCCUGUCAGCAGCCAUCAUCCUGCUCUGUAUAGGCGAGUGUACUGGGUGCUUGCCUUUCCCAUUCCCCCGGUUCCUGUCAGCCUAUGCCAUGCUGGCCGUGGUCCUCUACCUGUUAGCAACCAUCAUCUGGCCUAUCUUCAACUUUGACCCCAGGCACCGUGGGAAUAAAAAUAGGCCAUACAGCUGCAGCACACAACUGGGGUUGUGUUCGUGGGAUAAGGGCAUGACAGUGGCUGUACUCACUGGUGUCAACUUUAUCCUCUACCUGGCAGACCUGAUCUACUCCACCCGCCUGGUAUUUGAGAAACAAGAAGUAAAGGUAGCAGUAUGCUCCAAAUAAAACUGAAUUUGGUUACUUUGUCUAUGGAACUGCUGUCUCUUAUACUGCUGCAAGCAAAUGGAUACUUUAAUGGUAUCACUAGAGGACAAUCCAUGAUGGGAGGCGAAAAAGCAAACUUUAGCAUGAUAGCACAGCUGAGACAAAUCUUGUGUGUCUCUUUUGUUUGAAAUUUGCCCUGAAAAUAACAUGAUUUGAAUUUUGCUAGAACCAGACAGAAGGAGUUUUUU
Messenger RNA from Oreochromis aureus, 1249 nucleotides. RefSeq names its product myeloid-associated differentiation marker homolog. Gene Ontology annotation, cellular component: membrane. The coding region runs from base 114 to 1022 and encodes 302 amino acids. The transcript has a single exon. The record is from RefSeq and is a predicted model, not a curated record. Lineage: Eukaryota; Metazoa; Chordata; Actinopteri; Cichliformes; Cichlidae.